This is a messenger RNA of Sus scrofa (pig), 5563 nucleotides long. RefSeq names its product MER proto-oncogene, tyrosine kinase (gene MERTK). Gene Ontology annotation, cellular component: signaling receptor complex; plasma membrane. Gene Ontology annotation, biological process: cell migration; phagocytosis; multicellular organism development. Gene Ontology annotation, molecular function: protein binding; transmembrane receptor protein tyrosine kinase activity; ATP binding. Lineage: Eukaryota; Metazoa; Chordata; Mammalia; Artiodactyla; Suidae. The record is from RefSeq and is a predicted model, not a curated record.
UUCGGGGUUGGAGCUGCCCGGGCCGCCGGUACUGGGCCGCUUCUCUGGCGCGCUUGGCGGACGACGCGGCGUGUUCCAGACGUCUGUCUCUCCGUCGGUCCAGAGAGAAUUUCCAGAUCCGCGCCCCAGGAUGGGACGGGCUCUGCUGCUGCUCUUGCGGUGGCUCCUCCUCCCCGCGCUCUGGAGGGGAGCUAUUGCUGAAGCGAGGGAAGACACCAAGCACACUCUGCCGUUCCCAGGACCUCUCCCAGGAAGCCCGCAGGCUGACCACAUGCCAUUUUCCUUUCCACACACCCGCGGGCACCAGGCCACCUCGAUGUUGCCACCCACCCAGCCUGGAAGACCGCACACCAGAAACACAGCCCUUCCCAGGGUAACCUCCAGGUCCAAAUUCCUGCCGCGUCUUGCAUUUAACCACACAGUCGGCCACAUAAUACUUUCUGAACACAAAGAUGUGAAGUUCAAUUGCUCAAUCAACAUUCCUAAUAUCUACCAGGACAGCGCGGCUAUUUCUUGGUGGAAAGAUGGGAAGGAAUUGCUGGGGGCCCAUCAUUCAAUUACUCAGUUUUAUCCAGAUGAUGAAGUUACAGCAGUAAUCGCUUCAUUCAGCAUAACCAGUGUGCAGCGUUCAGACAAUGGGUCAUAUAUCUGUAAGAUGAAAAUCAACAAUGAAGAAAUCGUGUCUGACCCCAUCUACGUCGAAGUUCAAGGACUUCCUCACUUUACGAGGCAGCCUGAGAGUAUGAAUGUCACCAAAAACACAGCCUUCAACCUCACCUGUCAGGCUGUGGGCCCGCCCGAGCCCGUCAACAUUUUCUGGGUUCAGAACAGCAGCCGUGUUAAUGAACUUCCAGAAAAAUCCCCCUCCGUCCUGACUGUUCCUGGUCUGACCGAGACCGCCAUCUUCAGCUGUGAAGCCCAUAAUGACAAAGGGCUGACCGUGUCCAAGGGCAUCCAGAUCAACAUCAAAGCAAUUCCUUCCCCACCAUCUGAAGUCAGGGUCCACAACAGUACUGCACACAGCAUCCUGAUCUCCUGGCUCCCUGGUUUCGAUGGAUACUCCCCACUCAGCGAUUGCAACAUUCAGGUCAAGGAAGUUGAUCCGCUGAGCAAUGGCUCAGUCAUGACUUUUAACACCUCUGCUUCGCCACAUUUGUAUCGCGUCGAGCAGCUGCAGGCUCUGGCUAAUUACAGCAUUGCUAUGUCCUGCAUGAAUGAAGUUGGCUGGUCUGCUUUGAGCCGUUGGAUUCUGGCCAGCACCACCGAAGGAGCCCCAUCAGUAGCGCCUCUGAAUGUCACUCUGUUUCUGAAUGAGUCGAGCAACAAGGUGACCGUCAGGUGGAUCGAGCCUCCGAUAAAGCGGCAGCAUGGGGAGCUGGUGGGCUACCAGAUCUCUCACGAGUGGCAGAGUGCAGAGACCUCCAAAGAGCUCUCUGAAGAAGCCGGCCAGAACAGCAGUCUUGCUCAGCUUUCUGUCCAAGCCUACAAUGCCACGUGUACCGUGAGGAUUGCGGCCGUCACCACAGGGGGGGUCGGGCCUUUCAGUGACCCUGUGAAGAUAUUCAUCCCUGCACACGGUCGGGUAGAUUUUGCACCCUCGUCAACCCCAGCACCUGGCAAUGCAGAUCCUGUGCUCAUCAUCCUUGGCUGCUUUUGUGGAUUUGUUUUGAUUGGGUUGGUGUUAUAUAUUUCUCUGGCCAUCAGGAAAAGGUUUCAGGAGACAAAAUUUGGGAGCGCCUUCACAGAGGAAGAUUCGGAAUUAGUCGUCAGUUAUAUAGCAAAGAAGUCCUUCUGUCGGCGAGCCAUCGAACUCACUUUACAGAGCUUGGGAGUCAGUGAGGAAUUGCAGAAUAAACUAGAAGAUGUUGUGAUUGACAGGAACCUUCUAAUUCUUGGAAAAAUUCUGGGCGAAGGAGAGUUCGGGUCUGUCAUGGAAGGAAAUCUUAAUCAGCAAGAUGGGACCUCUCAGAAGGUGGCAGUGAAAACCAUGAAGUUGGACAACUUUUCGCAUAGAGAAAUUGAGGAGUUCCUCAGUGAGGCCGCAUGCAUGAAAGACUUCAACCACCCGAAUGUCAUCCGACUCUUAGGCGUAUGUAUAGAAAUGAGCCCUCAAGGCAUCCCCAAGCCCAUGGUGAUUUUACCCUUCAUGAAAUACGGGGACCUGCACACCUACUUGCUCUACUCCCGACUGGACACAGGACCAAAGCAUAUUCCUCUGCAGACACUGUUGAAGUUCAUGGUGGACAUUGCCCAGGGAAUGGAGUAUCUGAGCAACAGGAAUUUUCUUCAUCGAGAUUUAGCUGCUCGGAACUGCAUGUUGCGAGAUGACAUGACCGUCUGCGUGGCGGACUUUGGCCUCUCUAAGAAGAUUUACAGCGGCGAUUACUACCGCCAAGGUCGCAUCGCUAAGAUGCCUGUGAAAUGGAUCGCCAUAGAGAGUCUCGCAGACCGAGUCUACACCAGUAAAAGUGACGUGUGGGCAUUUGGCGUGACCAUGUGGGAAAUAGCCACACGAGGAAUGACCCCCUAUCCCGGAGUCCAGAACCACGAAAUGUAUGACUAUCUUCUCCACGGCCACAGGCUGAAACAGCCCGAGGACUGUCUGGAUGAACUGUAUGAAAUAAUGCACUCGUGCUGGAGAGCUGAGCCCUUGGACCGCCCCACCUUUUCAGUGCUGAGGCUGCAGCUAGAAAAGCUCCUGGAAAGUCUCCCUGAAGUUCGGGACAAAGCGGACGUCAUUUACAUCAACACACAGUUUCCGGAGAGCUGCGAGGGCUUGGCCGAGGGCUCGGCCCUGGUCCAGCUGGACUUGAACAUUGAUCCGAACUCUGUAAUCGCUUCUUGUGCUUCCGGCGCUGCGGUCAGCGUAGUCACGGCGGAAGUGCACGAGAACAGAGCUGAGGAGGGAAGGUACAUCCUCAACGGGGGCAGCGAAGGAUGGGAAGAUCAGGCUUCUGCCAGCCUGGCCCCGGGGCCAGCGGGAAAGAACGGUACUUUCCCGGAGGACAGACGGGGAAGGAAUGGGGCAUCCUGGUCCCAGUCGAGCACGCUGCCCUUGGGGAGCCCAUCACCAGAUGGACUCUUGUUUGCUGACGACUCCUCAGAAGACUCAGAAGUCCUCAAGUGAGGGGAGUUGAGACCUUCCCCCACCAAGGAAAUUCCACCUUAACAGAAUCCACGGACGCUUGAUAUUUGGGGUAUUUGUCUCCCUUACCAGGGAAACGCCACAGCCCGAAAGCACCACGUGAAUGUUGCCAAGUACGUCAUCAUUUAAAAUACGUAAUAUAUAUUUAUUUAAAGAGAAAAUAUCUAUAUGUAUAUGGUGGAAAGAGACGAAGAUAUUCUAUUUUAAUAAAAGAUGACAUAUCUCCUGUCACUUAUCUUACAGAUCUUAAAAUUUAAGCUCUAACAGCCUCAUCUCUACGACAGUCCCUGGAUGUUAACAUUUGCCCAAAGUUGUUUUUCUUAAAGUUCUCUUUCUUUUUCAUGACUGUUAAAUAUUUGUAAAAUGAAAUGCCAUGUUUGACUUUGCUUCUGGUCUUAAGAAAAAUCUGAUGUUCUCCCACGGAUCAUCUAUUUGUUAAGAAUGAUUCAUUUCGUACUUAAAGGUGCAUGACUGAUUCAUCCUCCAAUAUGGCUUCCUAAUAAAAUGUGAAUGAGGAAGGAGGUGUAGUACUUACUCCAGACUUGGGAAGACCAUGGUCACUGGCUGACUGCCUUUGCAAAGAAAUUCCCUUGAUGCCUGGUUCUUGAUGCAGCUGCUCUGACCAUUCCUGGCAUUGUUUUAUUUUGUUGUUGUUUUUGGGUUUUGUCUUUUUGUCUUUUCUAGGGCUGCAUCUGCGGAAUAUGGAGGUUCCCAGGCUAGGGGUCUAAUCAGAGCUGCAGCUGCCAGCCUACACCACAGCCACAGCAACGCAGGAUCCGGGCCACUUCUGUGACCUACACCACAGCUCACAGCAAUGCCAGAUCCUUAACCCACUGAGCGAGGCCAGGGAUCGAACCCACAACCUCAUGGUUCCUAGUCAGAUUCAUUAACCACCGCACCACUACAGGAACUCCCUGGCAUUGUUUUUUUAAAGAUAUGGAAAAAUCACUCCAGAGAGCCCAGAGGAAGAAGAACAAGAAAUAUUAAAGGGUUCAAAAAUACAAUCUGAGUGGAAAGAUUUAAAAUAAAUUGUAAGGGAGUUCCUGCUGUGUCUCAGUGGGCUAAGAACCCAGCUAGUAUCUAUGAGGAUGCGGGUUCGAUCCCUGGCCUCAGUGGGUUAAGGAUCCAGCCUUGCUGAAACCUGCAUGUAGGUCACAGAUGAGGCUCACCACAGAUGCGGCUUGGCUGCAGCAUUGCUGUGGCUGUGGUGUAGGCUGGCAGCUACAGCCCUGAUUUAAGCCCUAGCCUGGGAACUUCCAUAUGCUGCAGGUGUGGCAAAUAAAAUAAUAUCAUAUAAAAUAAAAUGAAAAUAGGAGUUCCCUCGUGGCUCAGCAGAUUAAGGAGCCAGCAUUGUCAUUACUGUGGCUCUUGCUACACCUGUGGCCUGGGUUCGAUCCCUGACUUGGGAACUUCCACAUGCCAAAAAUAUAAAUAAAUAAAAUAAAUUGUAGAAGAGAGUCCAAGAAGUGAAGCACUUUUCUGUGGGAAGGCAUGACUCUUGGGAGGGUGACCCAGGCAGUGGGCGGAAACAAGCUUAGAGCUCAGGACCCCUGAGUUCACGUCCUGGCUCUGCUGGGUCAUAACAGCCUUUGCUGGUUGAGCAUUUGUCAUGUGUCAGGCACUGAAUGUGAACUGUACACUUAAUCUGUGCAUCAUUAACAUGGGUCCUAGAGCCAUCAUCAUGCAUGGAAGCCCAGGCUGGAAAGGUUGGGUAACCUACUGUUACCACAUGUGGCCCACAUCUCAAGAGGGCUGGAGCCAGAAUUCAGAACAAAGUACCUGAUUAUGGCUAGUUCUGAGUGUGUGAUUUGGGAGCCUGUUCCAGAGCUUCUUGGCCUUUUAACUUUAUUUCACACAUAGAUUACACUUACUGUGUGGCCAGGCCUGGCAUUUAUUUCAUCCUUGUAACAACCCUACCAGGUAGGUACUAUAUUAUCUCCACUUCACAGAUGGGCAGACUGAGGCAAGAGGAAGCUAACUUAGUCUGCUAGUAAAGCAGUAGACUGAUUGGAUCAGCUUCAGCUCCCUCAGCCCCCAGAGCAGCCAUGUAGGCCCAGGGCCACUGGCAUCCUCAGGCCUGUUGCACUUGCAAACAGCCUCACUCAAGCUACCACAGCCUGCAAGAAUCCAUGUCUGCCCUGGGCUCAGAGGUGUGGCCCUCAUUGCCUGGCUCCUGGUCCUAGCUGCCAGUGCAGGUGCCCCAGUCUCAAGGGUCAGCUGGCUCUACUGUUCCUGUGAAAUGCUCCAGACAAGAAAGUUCUAAGGGUUGGAAAAGAAUCUGCAUUGUUAUGAGAAAUGUCAGCCUCACAUUUUUUAUCAGUGAAUGAAAAUAGAAAAGGCUUUUAGAUUCUAUAGAAAGAAUUUUCCACUGUUAGAAAUUUUUGAAUGGUUUAAAAAUCAAUAAAAAACUUACAAUCA